GGUACUAUAUACGUUAAAUGCAAUACAUCCUUACAUGCGCAUAUACGUACGUACGUGCUAAUGACGUAACAUACAAUCGAAUGAGCCUUUUUGCCAGCCCUACGAUUAAAAAAUUCUAUUAAAUUCCUCCCCCAUUCCGUCUGCCGCGAAGCCGCGAAGCAGCAAAGUCCGCCACAUGAUAAGUAUGUACGUAUUAUACGUUAUGUAUUUGUUUGCAUGUACUCGCCGCUCACCUGUAAGAAGGCCUUUUUUUUUAAGCGCGCUUAUCAUGCGAUGGACCAUGACGCCAUGUAGCGAGUGAACAUGUAUUAUACAUAAAAUAUAUGCCGUAAAAAAAAGGUAUAUAUAUAAUAUAUAUGUAAAUAUGUAGAGGGUACCCCUUUUUUAAUCUUCCUUUCGUUCGUUACAAAAUGGGGCCAUAAAAAUGUACCACUAUGCCCAUAUGCGUUCAAAUGUUCGCAGUUCGUAUGGCGCAAUUUUUUUUUUUAAUUUUUUUUUUUCAUACCAAAAAUGUAAUGUAUACUUAAUUUUUUUUUUUUUUUUUUCAAAUACUCUGACAAAUUAUGACGCAAUUUUUUUGCAUUAUUUUUAUACGCUCCUUUCUUUUUUUUUUCACCAUUUUGUUAUUUUUUCAUUUCUUUGCCUCUUCAUCCUGCCUCCUCUCAGCAAUCCCUCCUUUUCUGUUCACCAGAAUAGCCAUUUUUCGUUCCUUUGUUUGAUUUGUCAUUUUUUCAUCGCACGCGUAAUUGCCGCGCGGAUUUACAUGCAUUGUUAUUAUGGUAUGCUUACUAUUACGUACUUUUAUGCGUAUGCAAUUCCGUAUGACCGACCUACGUGUAUUGUAUGCAUAUUAGCCAGCCAAUCCCCUGCACUCCUUCUUUGCGUUUUUAUAUUAAAUGUAUGA
Messenger RNA from Plasmodium vivax (malaria parasite P. vivax), 904 nucleotides. RefSeq lists its product as hypothetical. The coding region runs from base 425 to 904 and encodes 159 amino acids. The transcript has a single exon. The record is from RefSeq and is a predicted model, not a curated record. NCBI's taxonomy places the organism in Eukaryota, Apicomplexa, Aconoidasida, Haemosporida, Plasmodiidae.